Spinacia oleracea (spinach) is the source of this 1558-nucleotide messenger RNA. RefSeq lists its product as uncharacterized. Gene Ontology annotation, molecular function: methyltransferase activity. Gene Ontology annotation, biological process: lipid biosynthetic process. Lineage: Eukaryota; Viridiplantae; Streptophyta; Magnoliopsida; Caryophyllales; Amaranthaceae. The record is from RefSeq and is a predicted model, not a curated record. Bases 99 to 1418 code for a protein of 439 amino acids. The transcript is spliced from 14 exons.
ACACUUAUAAUCAUUUUAAAUAGCCAGUUGAUUUCUUUCUAAUUUAGUAUAAAGGGCCAAUUGUUUCUUUCUUUCUAAUUUAAGUAAUACUACACAAGAUGGCGCUUUCUUUGAAAGAAUCAGCAGCUCGCAUAUCUGUAACUAAGUUCCUCAAGGGCUUUAUAUUUGCUGGCUGUUUGAUUAUUUUGGAGGAGGAUGGGACUGUUUUGACUUUUGAAGGUUCCCAGAAAAUCUGUCCAUUAACAGUUUCAAUAACAAUUCACAACCCCAAGUUUUAUUGGAAGGUUGCUACAGAAGCAGACUUGGGUUUCGCAGAUGCAUAUAUUCAAGGCGAUUUCUCAUUCGUUGAUAAAGAUGAGGGUCUUCUAAAUCUUAUUACGAUCUUUAUUGCCAAUAAGGAUGUAUAUUCUCCUGCCUCCAACGUUACCUCCACGGAUCUUUUAAAAUCACUGUUUUCUGCUAUUGCUUGGAUGUCCUCUGCCAAAUACAUCUAUCGUCAUUUUACUAACCGGAACACAAUCACUCAAGCUCGUCGGAAUAUUUCACGCCAUUAUGACUUGAGUAACGAAAUGUUUUCCCUCUUUAUGGAUGAGACAAUGUUAUACUCUUGCGCUAUCUUUAAGACAGAAAAUGAAGACUUAACAGUUGCACAAAUGAGGAAAAUUUCAGUACUAAUUGAAAAGGCAAGAGUAGAGAAACAUCAUGAAGUGCUUGAGAUUGGUUGUGGUUGGGGUACCCUAGCUAUCGAAGUUGUAAGGAGAACUGGGUGCAGAUACACUGGCAUUACCCUUUCAGAAGAACAACUUAAAUUUUGUCAGCAGAGGGUCAAGGAAGCUGGCUUAGAGGAUCGCAUAACGCUCCUUCUCUGUGAUUAUCGAGAAGUGCAACACGUCUUCAAAUAUGAUAGAAUUUUCGCCUGUGAGAUGAUAGAAGCAGUAGGACAUGAAUACAUGGAGGAGUUUUUUCGUUGCUGUGAGUCAAUGUUGGCUACUGAUGGACUUUUCGUACUCCAGUUCACAUCUAUGGCAGAUGAUUGUUAUGACGAGUACAUAAAAUCCGGGGGUUUUAUCAAGGAGUAUAUUUUCCCGGGAGGAUGUCUACCUUCCAUGAGUCAUGUAGUAACAUCUAUGGCUGCUGCAUCAAGACUUUGUGUGGAACAUAUCGAAAACAUUGGACCUCACUACUGUCAAACUUUAAGAUACUGGCGAAAAUCCUUUCUGGAGAAUCAGAGCAAACUCCUUUCUCUUGGAUUCGACGAGAAGUUCAUUAGAACAUGGGAAUACUAUUUUGAUUACUGUGCUGCUGGAUUCAAAAUGCGAUUACUUGGGAAUUUCCAGGUGGUUUUCUCACGCAAAGGGAAUCUUGCUGUGUUCAGAGAUUACCAUGCAAGCACACCUUCAGCUUAUUAUUGCCCCUAAAAGAGCUACAACCUUACUGUAUUCUUCAGCAGAAUGUAGAACUAUUUUGUGACUUUGUGAGUUGUCAGACUAUAACACAAUGUCUUGUUUCCUGUAUUAUGGAACACUAGAAACUUUACAGUACGAAAUUACAAAUACAU